UCUAUUGUAGUGUUGUGUACUUAUUUACAACUUUUGAUAGUGCAAUCCUGUUAAACAUGAACUUUUUUAACAUUCCAGAUGAAUUUAAAAAAAAUCCAGAACUAAAUGAAGAAGAUUUAAAUCAUCUCAGAGAAUGGAUAUCCAAACAACCACACUUACCAAUAGUAACGGACGAACUCCUCGUGCUAUUCUUACAUAGUUGUUUUUAUCGAUUGGAACCGACGAAAGUAACCAUAGAGUCAUAUUUCACUCUUCGCACUCAUUCGCCCGAAUUAUUCACAAAACGUGAUACCGAUGUAAAAUCUGUGUUGGAAGCAUUUAAAACUAUAUCAUUUUGUGCAUUGCCGGGAUCAACUCCAGAUGGUUGCAAAGUUAUAUUUAUAUACGCAAAACGCGAAGAGGCAGAAUUGUUUGUCUUAUCUGAUUUCAUUAAAGCACUCAGCAUGGUGAUCGAUAUGUUGCUAAUGACUUCAGGAACUUUCAACGGACUUAUAAUUAUUUAUGACAUGAAAGGUAUUAGUCUUAGUCACAUCGGUCGUCUUGGUAUCAAUAUGAUGAAAAAAUACGUGUAUUUCUUGCAAGAUGGGUUACCGGCUCGUCUUAAAGCUAUUCAUACAAUAAACACAGUUCCGUUUAUUGACAUGAUAACUAGUAUGACAAAACCUUUUAUGAAAAAAGAAUUAUCAGAGAAAUUGUACUAUCACUCGGCUGCAGAUUCCGAAACUAUAUUUGAUUAUAUACCUAAAGAAAUAAUGCCAAUUGAGAUCGGAGGAAGUGGACAAACCCUACAAAAUUUACACGAUGAUACAUUUGACAAAGUCAAAGAAAUGAGAGAAUGGUUCUUAGAAGAAGAAAAUUACAGAGUAGAUGAACAAAAACGUCCGGGUAAACCAAAAACGGAAAGUGACUAUUUUGGCGUCGAAGGUUCGUUUAAGACUUUAAAUUUGGAUUAAAAUAAAUUGUUUUUGUUUUGGGAUACAAAUUAUAUUUAUAUAGGAACAAUAGAAUACUUAUUAGUUAUAUUGUAAAAGUAUUUGUGUUUAUAGGUUGUUCACGAAAUAAUGUAUUAUAGUUACAUAAUAUAAUAUAUAAGUAUAUCUAUUGACUUCGAGUAAGCAUAAUAAUGUUAUCCAGAUUCCAGAUUAUCUCUUUUAUGACUAAACUAUAGUAAAUAAUAUAUUUCAAACACUUGUAUCUAUUAUUGGUAUCUAUAAGUAAUUUGUAUUUAUUUUUUGUUUGUUUGUUUGUUAUUUAUUUAUUCAUUUUUUAUAUCCAUGCAGUAUAGGGUCAUCUAUUUUUAUUUCUUUUUAUUAUUGAGCUAUAAAAAUUUAACAAUCCAUUAAAGAAUUAAAUUUAAUAAAAAUUAUAUAUUAUCAAUAAAGACAUCACGAGACACCAA
Myzus persicae (green peach aphid) is the source of this 1399-nucleotide messenger RNA. RefSeq names its product alpha-tocopherol transfer protein-like. Gene Ontology annotation, cellular component: membrane. Lineage: Eukaryota; Metazoa; Arthropoda; Insecta; Hemiptera; Aphididae. The coding region runs from base 57 to 953 and encodes 298 amino acids. Gene Ontology annotation, molecular function: phosphatidylinositol bisphosphate binding. The transcript has 6 exons. The record is from RefSeq and is a predicted model, not a curated record.